CAAUCAUCAUGAACAUCAUGAUGAACAUCUUCUAAAAGUAUCAAGAAGAUGGAAGAGCAACAUCAAACAGUCAGUCCAAGAAGCGGAAAUACGCCAGAGGAAAGAAGAGCAAUCGCAGCGGCAGCAUUGGCAAGGAUUGAAGAACAGAAAAAGAGGGAAUCUGCCAAUGCAGUUGCGAACAACUUAGAGAAGGAAAGACACAAGCAUGAACAAAAGAUACGUAGAUUGAUCAAUGAAGUUGCAGGAUCUAUAAGUUAUGAGAAAGCAAGUGCUUGUCUUCAGCUCCUUCAUACCCUUUUCAAUAAUAUCAUCGAGCACCCAAACGAGACGAAAUACAGGUCAUUCAAAUCCAAUCAACCAAAGAUAGUAAGAGACAUCUUAUCUGUCCAGAAUGCUGACUCAUUCUUGGUAGAAACUGGAUUCAGAACAAGGACGUCCAAUUUUCAACAAGAUUGGUUCAUUCCCGGUCCCGAUCAAUGGCCAGCAGAUUGUUUAGGAAUGAAAAGGGUGGCUUGGUCACGUAAUUUGAUCGGUGAUCGAAUGCGUGAAUAUGCCGAUAAUAUGGAACGACAAAAAGAGAAAGAGCAAAAUGAGAAACUGGUAGAGAAAUCAAGAAAGGCUAGAGCAUUAGCAGAAGCACAAGAAGAUCGUGAAAGGGUUGCUUUACGGGCUCAACGUGAACGCAAGGCUAGAGUCGCACAGGCUGAAGCACAGACGAAUGAAUCUGUGGAACAAGAUUCUCACUAUUCCGACGAUGAAUAAAUGAUUUCGGAUAAACAUGGUUAAAUUACACAAUUGUACAUUUAUUUAAUUAGGAAUCACAAUGUUUCAUUAAACCUUGACGUUUUACUGUUUGUUGGAAGUGUCCUUACU
Messenger RNA from Meira miltonrushii, 873 nucleotides. RefSeq lists its product as uncharacterized. The record is from RefSeq and is a predicted model, not a curated record. Lineage: Eukaryota; Fungi; Basidiomycota; Exobasidiomycetes; Exobasidiales; Brachybasidiaceae. The transcript is spliced from 3 exons. The coding region runs from base 49 to 762 and encodes 237 amino acids.